GCAAAAAGGUUUGGAGUGGGAGGAGUAAUAGAAUUAUCAGGAGGAAACAGGUGGGGGUGAAAUUGCAGUGCAGAUCAGGGAAGAUGAGCAGUGGUGGUGUAUGGAAAUGGCCAACAUGAUGAUGAUCAACCACUGCGGCGGCGGCGGCGGCGCGAUGGCGGGCAAGCCUGCAUGGCUACAGGCCCUCAUGGCCGAGACGUUCUUCGGGACUUGUCUCCUCCACGAGAACCGCCGCAAGAGCGAAAAGAACGUUUUUUGCCUCAACUGUUGCCUUAGUAUUUGCCCUCACUGUCUCCCUUCCCACCGCUCUCAUCCUCUCCUCCAGGUCAGACGAUAUGUUUAUCACGAUGUGAUUCGAUUGGGUGAUCUUGAGAAGCUUAUUGACUGUUCCCAUAUUCAGCCGUACACCAUAAAUGGUGCCAAAGUGAUAUUCUUGAAUUACAGGCCACAGUCUAGACCAUGCAAGCAAGGCUCCUCCAACGCUUGCUUUACCUGCGACAGAAUUCUCCAAGAGCCCUUCCAUUUUUGCUCCCUCUCUUGCAAGGUUGAUCACAUGGUAUAUCAGGGGGAAGAUUUAUGCGGCAUUCUACACAGGUUCGACGAGUCGGAUUUCUCAUACUCACAGUUCGAGGGGCUGAGAGUGGACGGGCUGGAAGGAAUCGACGACGACGGCCAAAUGACGCCAAAUUCCGGCGUGGAAGAUCCGUCGCAGUUCAAUAAAGCCUCGUCUUGCUCGAAUAUGAGCGAGUUAGCCCCCACCAACAACUCGGUCGUCUCGUCGGGAACUCACAUCUUCAAGAGAAAGAACAAGGGCACCGAUUUCCUCCCCGCCGGAAUCGUUCUCUCACUCAGUAGCAGAAGAAAGGGCGCCCCUCAAAGGGCCCCUCUUUCUUAGACGUCGGAAUCGGAUACCAUAUUAACCAUCAAAUUUCCCAAAAAAAAAAAGUAAAAAAAAGAGAGAGAGAUUAAUAAAUAAUUCAAGGUCAGAUCGAGUUUGUUUCUUGAUUAUAUAUGCAAUUUAAAUUUGUGGAUUUCGUUAUAUAAAUAGCGGUAUUAUCCCGGUAGGGGGAUGGUAUUGGCAAGUUAAUUACACGGCGGUGGGUGCAGGUAUUUACCCAGUUGGGUACGGAGAUUUCUAACUGCACCCACCAAUUUUGUAUUAAUUCGUGUAAUUAUGCAAAACUUGCACGUAAAUUAUAUUGUCCGUUGGAUUGUUGUUU
Momordica charantia (bitter melon) is the source of this 1220-nucleotide messenger RNA. Its product is annotated as protein RGF1 INDUCIBLE TRANSCRIPTION FACTOR 1. The record is from RefSeq and is a predicted model, not a curated record. NCBI's taxonomy places the organism in Eukaryota, Viridiplantae, Streptophyta, Magnoliopsida, Cucurbitales, Cucurbitaceae. Gene Ontology annotation, molecular function: zinc ion binding.